AUGGCGCACCGGGGACCCCCGCGCGCCCCGAAGGGCCCCGGCCCCGCCGCCCGAGCCCCGAGUCCCCGGGCGCCGCCGCCGCCGCGCUGGCCGCGCUCGCGGCCGCUCCUGCUGCUGCUGCUGCUGCUGGCCGCCUGCGGGGCGGCGGGGCGCUCCCCCGAGCCCGUGCGCCUGGGUCCCCGCGCCCGGCUGAGCCGGGCGCCUCCGAGCCCUCCUGCGGGGCGCGCGCUGCCCGGCGGCGGUGAGGACCGGCAGGCGCGAGGCGCGGAGCCCGGCGCCCCGGGUCCCGCUCCGGCCCCGGGUCCCGGCGAGGACGGCGCCCCCGCCGCGGGCCAGGGGCGCUGGGCGCGGGCGGCGCCGGUGGCCGGAGCGGCUUCGCGGGCGCAGGUCUCACUCAUCAGCACGUCGUUCGUGCUCAAGGGGGACGCGACGCACAACCAGGCGAUGGUGCACUGGACGGGCGAGAACAGCAGCGUGAUCUUGAUCCUGACGAAGUAUUACCAUGCAGACAUGGGGAAGGUGCUGGAAAGUUCUCUGUGGCGGUCUUCGGACUUCGGGACGUCCUACACCAAGCUCACCCUCCAGCCUGGCGUCACCACUGUCAUCGACAACUUCUACAUCUGCCCGACCAACAAGAGAAAGAUCAUCCUCGUGAGCUCCUCACUGGGUGACCGGGACCAGAGCCUGUUCCUGAGCACGGACGAGGGCGCCGCCUUCCAGAGGCAGCUCGUCCCCUUCUCCGUGGAAACGCUCAUCUUCCACCCCCGGGCGGAGGACAAGGUGCUAGCCUACACCCGGGAGGGCAAGCUCUACGCAUCGUCUGACCUGGGGAAGAAGUGGACGCUUCUGCAGGAGCGCGUGACCAAAGACCACGUGUUCUGGGCUGUGUCUGGGGUGGACGCUGACCCUGACGUGGUCCACAUGGAGGCCCAGGAGCUCGGAGGAGGUUUUCGGUACGUCACCUGCCAGAUCCACAAUUGCUCUGAUAAGACGCUGACCGUGCCGUUCUCAGGCCCCAUUGACCACAGUUCUCUGACCGUGCAGGAUGAUUACAUCUUCGUUAAGGCAACCUCAGCAAACCAGACCAAAUACUACAUCUCUUAUCGUCGCAAUGAAUUUGUCCUGAUGAAGCUGCCGAAGUAUGCAUUGCCAAAGGAUCUGCAGGUCUUCAGCACAGACGAGAGCCAGGUGUUGGUGGCCGUGCAGGAGUGGUACCAGACUGACACCUACAACCUGUACCAGUCGGACCCGCGUGGCCUGCGCUACUCGCUGGUGCUGGAGGAUGUACGCAGCUCGCGGCAGGCGGAGGAGAGCGUGCUCGUCGACAUCCUCGAGGUCCGAGGGGUGAAAGGAGUCUUCCUGGCGAACCAAAAAGUUGACGGGAAGGUGGUGACGCUUAUCACCUACAACAAAGGCCGAGACUGGGAUUACCUGAGGCCUCCCAGCACCGACAUGAACGGGAAACCAACCAACUGCAAGCCCCCCGAAUGCCACCUGCACCUCCACUUGCGCUGGGCAGACAACCCCUACGUGUCGGGCACUGUGCACACCAAGGACACCGCCCCCGGCCUCAUCAUGGGCGCAGGUAACCUGGGCUCCCAGCUGGUGGAAUAUAAAGAAGAAAUGUACAUCACGUCGGACUGCGGGCACACCUGGCGGCAGGUGUUCGAGGAGGAGCACCACAUCCUCUACCUGGACCACGGCGGCGUGAUCGUGGCCAUCAAGGACACCUCCAUACCCUUGAAGAUCCUCAAGUUCAGCGUGGACGAGGGCCUCACCUGGAGCACGCACAACUUCACCAGCACCUCUGUGUUUGUGGACGGGCUGCUGAGUGAGCCGGGGGACGAGACGCUGGUCAUGACCGUCUUCGGCCACAUCAGCUUCCGCUCGGACUGGGAGCUGGUCAAGGUGGACUUCCGGCCCUGGUUCUCCAGGCCGUGCAGCGAGGAGGACUACAGCUCCUGGGACCUCACAGACCUGCAGGGCGGCCGCUGCGUCAUGGGCCAGCAGAGGAGCUUCCGGAGGAGGAAGCCCACGUCCUGGUGCGUCAAGGGGCGCAGCUUCACGGCGGCGCGCACGGCCCGCGUGUGCCAGUGCCGCGAGUCGGACUUCCUCUGCGACUACGGAUUUGAGCGCACCCCCUCCUCUGAGUCCGACGCCAACAAGUGCUUUGCCAACUUCUGGUUUAACCCCCUGUCCCCGCCUGAUGACUGUGUCCUGGGCCAGACCUACACCAGCAGUCUCGGGUACCGGAAGGUGGUGUCCAACGUGUGCGAGGGCGGCGUGGACCCACGGCAGAGCCCGGCGCAGCUGCAGUGCCCCCUCCUGCCGCCCCGGGGCCUGCAGGUCAGCAUCCGUGGUGAGGCGGUGGCUGUGCGGCCGGGGGAGGACGUGCUGUUCGUGGUCCGGCAGGAGCAGGGCGAUGUCCUGACCACCAAGUACCAAGUGGACCUGGGGGACGGCUUCAAGGCCAUGUAUGUGAACCUCACGUUGACCGGGGAGCCCAUCCGGCACCGCUACGAGAGCCCUGGCGUCUACCGCGUGUCCGUCAGGGCGGAGAACAUGGCGGGACACGACGAGGCGGUGCUGUUUGUCCAGGUCAACUCCCCCCUGCAGGCCCUCUACCUCGAAGUGGUUCCUGUCGUUGGCAUCAACCAGGAGGUGAACCUCACCGCUGUGCUGCUGCCCCUGAACCCCAACCUCACCGUCUUCUACUGGUGGAUUGGCCACAGCCUGCAGCCCCGGCUGUCCCUGGAGAACUCUGUGACGACGCGGUUUGGGGACACGGGAGACGUGCGCGUGACGGUGCAGGCCGCCUGUGGGACGUCAGUGCUGCAGGACUCCAAGGUGGUCCGCGUGCUGGAUCAGUUUCAGGUCGUGCCUCUGCAGUUUUCCAAGGACCUGGACGCUCACAACCCCAACACCCCCGAGUGGAGGGAGGAUGUUGGCCUCGUCGUGUCCCGGCUCCUCUCCAAGGAGACCAGCAUCCCCGAGGAGCUGCUGGUGACCGUCGUGAAGCCGGGGCUGCCCACCCUGGCUGACCUGCAUGUGCUCCUCCCCCCUCCCAGGCCCACGAGGAAGAGGAGCCUCACGGGCGACAAGAGGCUCACGGCCAUCCAGCAGGUGCUGACCGCACAGAAGAUCAGCUUCCUCCUGCGUGGUGGGGUCCGGGUCCUGGUGGCCGUGAGGGACGUGGACACAGAGUCUCCAAGCCUGGGAGGAGGCGGCGGCUACUGGGCGGUGGCGGUCCUCUUCGUCAUCGGGCUCUUCGCGGUGGGAGCCUUCAUCCUCUACAAGUUCAAAAGGAAACGCCCCGGCAGGACCGUGUACGCCCAGAUGCACAACGAGAAGGAACAGGAAAUGACGAGCCCUGUGAGCCACAGCCAGGACGUGCAGAGCGCCAUCCAGGGGAAUCACUCCGGCGUGGUCCUGAGCGUCAACUCCCGAGAGAUGCACAGCUACUUGGUGAGCUGAUGCCACCGGCGGCAGCGCCCAGAACUGUCUCCUCUCCGCCGCUUCAUCCCCCGUGGAGGGCACAGAACCACACGCGCCACCGGCACGAGGCUGCGACUGGCAUCCCCUCAGAGACCUCGGAAAAGCCUCUUCCUCCAGCUGUGUCCACACAAGGCGACAGAUGCCCUCUGUCCAGCUCAAGCCCGCACAGCACGGCCUCCCAGGGGACCCGCCGGCUCCCGCCCUCCCUGGACACCAGGCCCACGCGCCGCCCGCUGUACCCCACCCCCCGACUCCGGGUAUUUCUCUGCCCCUGGACCCCAGACCACUGCCCUGGAUGCCCACGCCUGUCACCCCAGCGAGGCCUGACGUCUUGUGGCCGAGGCCGGUCCCCCUGAGACCGGGAGGUGAGCCUGCCGGGCUCUCAGCACCGCAGACCCGCUCUGUGGCCUGCGCCGGGGGCUCCUGUCCCAGCAGAGGGACGCUGGAGCCCGCUUUCUUCCUCAUAACCUCCAGGAAGGCAGCUGCCUCUGCAGGGGCAUCCACCACCCCCUGCAGAAUCCAGAAAGUCUGUUGCAGGCCCUCCCAGCACCACCCUCCAUGCCUCCUGCUGUCCUUCCUCUUUUUAA
Hippopotamus amphibius kiboko is the source of this 4082-nucleotide messenger RNA. RefSeq names its product sortilin related VPS10 domain containing receptor 2 (gene SORCS2). Gene Ontology annotation, cellular component: membrane. The transcript has 27 exons. Bases 1 to 3474 code for a protein of 1157 amino acids. Lineage: Eukaryota; Metazoa; Chordata; Mammalia; Artiodactyla; Hippopotamidae. The record is from RefSeq and is a predicted model, not a curated record. Gene Ontology annotation, molecular function: protein binding.